Brugia malayi is the source of this 792-nucleotide messenger RNA. RefSeq lists its product as uncharacterized. The record is from RefSeq and is a predicted model, not a curated record. Bases 1 to 792 code for a protein of 263 amino acids. The transcript is spliced from 5 exons. Gene Ontology annotation, biological process: lipid droplet organization; lipid storage. Gene Ontology annotation, cellular component: endoplasmic reticulum membrane. NCBI's taxonomy places the organism in Eukaryota, Metazoa, Nematoda, Chromadorea, Rhabditida, Onchocercidae.
AUGCUUGUGGUGGAAAAGAUCAGUUCAUGGAUACGUGAUAGGUUUACAAUUUAUCACAUUAUCACUGCAAUAAUCCAGUUGUUUGGUGCUUUUGUUGUAGCUGUUAUUUCGCCUUUUCUUCUCAGACAACUUCUGCUUCCUUCAUUAGUGGAAUAUACAGUACCAUUGCAUUUCAAUUUUGAGACAUGUCGUGAACAACUUGCUGGUGUUUGUUCAUUUCCAAUUGCUGUGGUUGAUUUCUCGGUGGAAAAGCUGAAAUUAUCACCGGGAGAAAAUUAUGAAAUUAGCAUUGAAAUUAUUCUAUCAGAAUCAACGAUCGCCUCAAAUGUUGGCAUUUUUCAAGCCGUUGUUGAGUUGGUGGAUCCAAAUGACCCAAGAAAUAUGAAAAGGACAUUUCGGAAGUCGUGUUUUGUGAAUAGAAAUCAUAGUUUGAUAUAUCGCAUAGUUCAAGGAUGGUGGAAUUUGGCAUGCCAAACACUAUUCUUUCCUGCUUAUUUUCUUGGAUUGUUGACUAUGUCAGAUAAUCGUAAAUUAGAAGUCUCAUUCACCAAUCAUUUGGUUGACAGUGAUCUAGAUAACACCGCAUUACUUUAUGUACAACUUCAAAAUCGCUUUAUUGAGGUGGAAUCAGGAAAACUCUCAUUCAGGGUUCGUUUUGGUUUAUUACGUGUCUUUCUUCACGAUUAUCCAAUAAUUUCUUCCUUACUGAUCAUCAUCUUUGCAUAUUUCAUGUGCCUAACGGGAAUUGCUCUUUAUUGGAUAAUACAGACUCUUUUUGGUUUCUUCGCAUAG